GUUUUAUCUUAAACUCCUUCAAUUUAAAUGCCUCAUCUUUUUCAUUGAAGUUCAACGCUACACUUUCUCAAGGGCCAAAUGGAACCUGUAAAGCCCCAUGUUGUUUGUAUUCCUCUACCAGCUCAAGGCCCCAUAAAUCCCAUAUUAAAACUUGCCAAGCUCCUCCAUUUCAAGGGCUUCCGUAUCACUUUCGUCCACACCGACUUCAACUAUCAUCGCUUGCUUGAAUCAAGAGGACUCGACUCGCUCCAGGGCUCACCUGAUUUCCGGUUCGAAACGAUAAUCGACGGUUUGCCCUCGACGAACCCGCGAGGAAUACAAGAUUUACCCGACUUAUGCCUGACGAUACCGGUCGAGGGUUUACGUUCCUUUUGGGAGCUUAUAAUGAAGCUUAAGGAUGUCCCCCCGAUUACUAGCAUAAUAUCCGAUGGAGUGAUGAGCUUCACCUUGGAAGUUGCUGAUGAAUUUGGGAUCCCUGAGAUGGUUCUUUUCACUCCCAGUGCUUGUAGCAUGUUGGGUUACCUUCAUUAUGAAGACCUUAAAGAACGUGGAUAUUUCCCUUUGAAAGAUGCGAGUCAGUUGAGUAAUGGUUAUCUGGACACAGAUAUGGAUUGGAUACCUGCAAUGAAAGGAGUUGGAUUAAGAGAAUUCCCCACCUUCAUUCGAACCACCAAUCCAAAUGACACGAUGUUCAAUUACAACCUACAAUCCGUCAACAAUGCCACCAAAGCCGCCGCUGUCAUCCUCAACACCUUUGAUGAUCUCGAACACCAAGUUCUGGACGCCAUUAAAACCAAGUUAACCAACCUCUACACCAUCGGUCCAUUAUCACUGCUUCACCGCCAACUUUGUCCGACGAAUUUGGACUCCAUGGGAUCAAAUUUGUGGGAAGAAGACACCCAAUGCUUGUCUUGGCUAGACGAAAGGGAGCCCUGCUCGGUUGUGUACGUAAACUUUGGAAGUUUGAUAACGGUGACGCCUCAAAAGCUGCGUGACUUUGCAUGGGAACUGGCUGACAGCAAGUACCCGUUCUUGUGGGUUAUUAGGGCGGAUCUUGUCAACGGCGGUGGGGAAGAUAUACUAUCGGAGGAGUUCUUGGCCGCAAUAAGUGAUAGGGGUGUGCUUGUUGGGUGGUGUCCGCAGGAAAGGGUGCUGAGCCACCCUUCUGUGGGCGGGUUCUUGACUCACUGCGGGUGGAAUUCGACCAUGGAAAGUGUGUGUGAAGGGGUGCCAUUGAUUUGUUGGCCGUUUUUUGCAGACCAGCCAAUGAAUUGUUUUUACUGUUGCAGGGAGUGGGGCAUUGGGAUGGAGAUGGACAGUGAUGUCAAUAGGGAGAAAGUUGAAAUUCUUGCGAGGGAGUUGAUGGAAGGGAUGAAGGGCCAUUGUUUAAGGGUAAAGGCCAUGGAUUGGAAGAAGAAAGCUGAAGCUGCUACAACCCCUGGUGGAUCUUCGUACAUAAAUUUUGACAACAUUGUUAUGCAGUUGAAACAAGAGUAAAAUUUUAUGGUAUAAUUUUUUCCUUUUUA
Molecule: messenger RNA, 1526 nt
Organism: Hibiscus syriacus
Lineage: Eukaryota; Viridiplantae; Streptophyta; Magnoliopsida; Malvales; Malvaceae
Product: 7-deoxyloganetin glucosyltransferase-like
Exons: 2
Coding region: 79-1497 (472 amino acids)
Molecular function (GO): UDP-glycosyltransferase activity
Source: RefSeq, a predicted model, not a curated record